GGUCUCUGUCUGGAUUUAAUGGCAUCUCUGCUGGAGAGGGGAGGGACAGGAUCCUUCUGGUUCCCGUUACAAUGCUAAAAUCCACCGUCCUGCUGCUCAGCUGUGCUUCCUGUCGACACUUCACCAAACUGUGGAUAAUAUCUCUUCGGCUGUCAGUGAUGAGUGUGAUGCAGCUAUGUGUGUUCCCUGGACGAUUUUGACUCUAAGCUCCACCUGGUGACAGAACCUCGGACGCUUCGUUUCUGUCACCGCCUGACCGUAACACACCUGAACACCUGAUACCGCAGCCAGUCAUGCCGGAUGCUGCUGAAUAACAAGUAGCAUCUGGGGGGGGGAAACUCACAGUUUUUCUGAGCUCCCAUCAGAAGACUGCCAUGUUUGUGUAAGAAUGAGAAACUGAGUGGGGGGGAAAAAGAGGAAAGCAAGUGAGACUGAAGGGGCUGAAGUGACGGAAACGUAGAGCCAUCCUGUCAGAAGGUUGGCAGCACCUGAGUCAGCCAGGCCCUGAGGAUGACUAGCCUGUUCAAACGCAGCAGCAGCAAUGGAGGCUCCAGAAGUAGUGGAAGUGGUGGUGGCGGCGGGGGAAGUGGCGGCAGCGGCGGCGGACAGGGGCAGCUCAACAACAGCAGGCCCAACCGGCAGGUCCGACGCCUGGAGUUCAACCAGGCCAUGGAGGACUUCAAGACCAUGUUCCCCUCUAUGGACUAUGAGGUGAUCGAGUGCGUGCUGCGCUCCAACAACGGAGCCGUGGACGCCACCAUCGACCAGCUGCUCCAGAUGAGCAUCGACGGACAGGACUUGGACGACAGUUCGGAUUCGGAUGACAGCAUCCCAGCAGAGAUUCUGGAGCGAACACUGGAGCCUGAUAGUUCAGAUGAGGAACCGCCUCCAGUCUACUCUCCACCAACAUAUGAUAUGCACAUUUAUGACAGGAAAUACCCGGAAACCCCACCAACGCCCCCACCCCGAUUUGAAGCCCAGCCUCCUCCAGGUCACCAGCAGGUCCGAAGCUACCGGAACUGGAACCCUCCUUUACUGGGAAAUCUGCCCGACGAUUUUCUGCGGAUUCUGCCGCAGCAGUUGAACAGUACACAGCAGAGCUCUCAGAGCAGCCUAUCCCAGCCUUCAUCGUCAUCCUCCUCCUCAGUUUCUUCAAUAAGCCAAUGGACGGCCCCGUCCGGUUCUCGGUCUGGAGCCGCGGCCACCGCCGGAGGUCCGGGUUUGACGACCGGCGGCACGGAGCAAGACAAGAAGCUGAAGCAGUAUCUGGAGGACGAGCGCAUCGCCCUGUUCCUGCAGAACGAGGAGUUCAUGAGGGAGCUGCAGCGCAACCGCGAGUUCCUCAUCGCCUUAGAGAGAGAUCGCUUGAAGUAUGAAUCAAAGAAAUCAAAGUCCAGUCAUUCAUCUAGCAUGGAGAAUUCCACAGGGGAGCAGUACUCUGCAGCUUCAAUGGAGGCCGUCUCAGACGACGCCCUGUUCAGAGACAAACUCAAGCACAUGGGCAAAUCAACAAGAAAGAAGCUGUUUGAAAUCGCCAGAACGUUCUCAGAGAAGACGAAGAGGAGAAAGUCAAAGAGGAGGACGCUGCUGAAGCACCAUUCACUGGGCACAGCCAACUCUACAGCCAACCUCCUGGACGACGUAGAGGGAAACCCCAGCGAGGAGGACGGUCAGGCUCGGAGGGCAAACACUCAGGAAGAGAACGAACAACGCAACGAGCCAAUAUCAUGAUCCUCCCGUGCUACACCAUAUCAGGGUUACCAUGGCGGCGGCAGCGCGACACAUUGGGUGGUGGCCUUGCGACUCUUCGUGCCCCCCCCCAACCACACCCCCCAGCCCCUGCUCACCCCACCCUAAUCCAAACCAGCCAAUAUGAGGCUCAGCAAUGAGCUGAGACCCCCCCACCCCUCCACCCCUCCUGGUCUCCUCUUCCCAGGGAGAAGAAACGGGCCGAUCCCAGCACUGGGCUAACUGUCUAUAAAUACAUUAUCUCUGUAUUAUAACACUUUGUUGAUAUAUAAUUUUAAAUGUAAAGGAAACUGCAUUAGUCCUGACCAGUAUUUGUUAACUGCUUCCUUUAAUUCACUGAGAGGAACCCCUGCGUGCGUAGUUUACGACCUCGCCAUAUGAACCUUUGUUACUCUUCCAGUCCUGUACAGUAGCAGACCGUGUGUCUCUGAGAUGGGGGGGGGGGUCCCUCAGGCUGGGCAUUUCAAAUCCAGUGUGCACAUUCCCCUUUAUAUACACUAAAACCAUGUAGAGCUUUUUUACCAUGUUUUCUUAACCAGAUUGUAAUAUUUUGAUCGUCAGGGGUUACGUAACUGAAAAUCUCUAGUGUCAGAAUAAUGUGGCCGUUAACGCUGUCGUGGCCGCCCCAGCUGUCGACCCUCGUCCAUGGCCGUGAUGAUAACCGUGUGAUCAUGUUUGGGUUUUUUUUAUAAAGGACUGACCCGUGUUUGUUUGGAGCAGUUUUACUAGUUUGGUGAAAACAGUGUCAUUCAGUCUAUUGUAGCAUCACUAACAGCACAGCUGCACAGGUUAAAAAAACAAAAAGUUGUGACGAGCUUCGUUGUCAGAAUAUUAAAGAGAGGACCAUGAACAGACGUGGGUGUGACGUGAAGGAUCAACAUGAGCAGAGUGAGUCAGGAUAAGUGUAAAACCCAGGGUACGGUGACGGUGGAGUUUGUACCAAGUCUGAAAACAUGAUGUGAUUGUCGUUCACAUGAAAAGCGACAGAACGAGUUCAAGAAUUGUCAAUUUUGAAACGAUAAUA
Seriola aureovittata is the source of this 2773-nucleotide messenger RNA. RefSeq names its product CUE domain containing 1b (gene cuedc1b). The transcript has 11 exons. Bases 511 to 1731 code for a protein of 406 amino acids. Lineage: Eukaryota; Metazoa; Chordata; Actinopteri; Carangiformes; Carangidae. The record is from RefSeq and is a predicted model, not a curated record. Gene Ontology annotation, molecular function: ubiquitin binding.